Messenger RNA from Mobula hypostoma (lesser devil ray), 6150 nucleotides. Its product is annotated as coiled-coil domain-containing protein 127-like. NCBI's taxonomy places the organism in Eukaryota, Metazoa, Chordata, Chondrichthyes, Myliobatiformes, Myliobatidae. The transcript has 4 exons. The record is from RefSeq and is a predicted model, not a curated record. Bases 237 to 1040 code for a protein of 267 amino acids.
CGCGGGUCAGGGGUCAGGCCGGAGAGUGGCGGCUGUUCGGUUACCGUCGGCCGGAGAGUGGCGACAGCGGGAUCGGAACCGGUCACCUCUCAUCCUCCGUCGCUCCAAGGAGAAAAGGCCGAGUUCACUCAACCUGUUUUCAUAAAAGAAGAAAAAAGGAGGUGCAUAGCAAGUCUGGGCAAGCAGGAACAAUUAAGAUCCAGGUAUCGUUGUUAUCAGCAGCAAACUGAGACCCCAUGAAUAAUCUGAAUGCACCAGGAGAGAAUUGGAAUAUCUUGCCCAAUCGCAGAGAUGGAGAAGGCGGUGGAAGCAAAUGGAAUUACGCUCUACUAGUUCCUAUGUUGGCUCUUGCUGCCUUCCGAUGGAUCUGGUCAAGAGAAUCGCAGAAAGAAAUAGAACAAGUGAAAACAGCAUGCAAGAACACGAUAGAAACUACAGAGAAAAAUCUGAAAUUGAUGUAUGAAGACAUCAUUGUUCAGAAUCGACGUUCACUUGCACGCUGUGAGCUGGAGCAGGAGAAGCUCAGAAGCAAAGUCCAAAGUUAUCGUGAAGCACUUUCUGCACAGAGCCACCGGCUAGUUGAAGAACGCCGGCAGCUGGAACAAGAGCGUAAAAAUAUAGAGGGGGAAAAGCGCUCCCUGCUACGGUCAGGAGUAGCCGGGGUUCUGUAUCGAGAUCUGGUGCGGAAAGAAGGAGAGUGGGAAACUCAAGCUAGAGCACUCAUAACAGAAUAUGAAAAUUCCCUGGUCAACAGGCAAAAUCUUUUCUGCAGUCUCUUUAGUCCGAAACAAGAAAGACUUGAAUUAGAGAGGAAGAUGCUCAGUAAAGCGGCUGCCAAUCCAAUUGCUAGACAGUUGGGCAUCGAAAAUGAUUUGAAAUAUAUCUUUAACUAUGAAACACACUGUGCAAAUGUACAAAACACAGACAAAAGAAAGAAUGGCAGGUUGUUGUGGGUUUAUCUGAAAUAUUGGGAACUUCAAGCCGAGCUGCAAAAAUUGAAAAAAGUAGAAAAAGCCUUUUUGGAUAAUCAGGUUAAUUAGAAUACUGGUCAUUUAAAACAAAUACGAGGAAGACAUCUGCAGAGAAAGCAAUGAAAAAUGGAGACAAUUUAGUGGCUCCUGUUAUCAUCAGUCUACAAAACACAGCGUAAUUUGUAUUACACACGAAAUGCUGGAGGAACCCCACGGGUCAGGCAGCCAUCAAUAUUUCAGGCCCAGGCCCUUCAUCAGAAGGUGUAAUCUGAUUAAGUAACAUACUAUUUGUGUUCUGGUUCUACAUAACUGUUAGAUAGCUUACUGUUUGCCACAGAGAAAAAAAGUAAAACACCUGCAGUCUUGCUAUGAGAAUUUCCACCGGACUGAAUUAUGACUCUGGAAUGGCUAAGCUUAUACCAUAAAUGCAAAUUAAUCUCAGCACAUUUUGGAGCUGAUAAUUCCCAUUUUCAGGACUCUGAUCAAUGACAUCUCUUGAGGUGAAACUCUAUUUUAGAUUCCCUGAUUAUGAACAAAUGAAUUUGUGGCCCCUGCUUUAUUAGCAUAGAACAGUACAGCGUAGGAACAGGCCCCUCAGCCCACUAUAUUAUACCAACCCAGCUAAAAGUAAAUCAACCCCCCCCCCAAGAUGAAUCCCUCCUACCUACACAACAUUCAGAUCCCUCCAUCUUCCUCAUAUUCAUGUGCCUAUCUAACUGUCUCUUAAAAAUGUAAUGUAUUUGCUUCAACUACCAUACUAGGCAGCACAUUCACAACUCUGAGUAAAAAAACAAACAACUUGCACCUCACAUCCCCUUUGAACAUAGCCCCUCACCUUUAAUGCUUGCCCUCUGGUAUUAGACAUUUCUACCUUGGGAAACAGACACUCCCUGUCCACUCUAUCUCUGUCUCUCCUAAUCUUAUAAACCUCUGUCAGAUCUCCCCUCAGCCUCUGCUGCCCCAGUGAAAGCAACCCAAGUUUAUCCAGCUUCUUGUGAUAGCAUGUGCCCUCUAAACCAGACAGCAUCCUGGAAAACCUCUUUUGCACCCUUUCCGAAGUCUCAACAUCUUUCCUAUAGUGGGGCAACUAGAACUGUGUGCAAUUCUCCAGAUGUGGCUAAGCCAGAGUUCUAUAAACUUGCAACAUAACUUCUUGACUUUUGGACUCAAUGCCUUGACUAAUAAAAACAAGCAUUCCAUCCUUCAAAGUUGAAUUUUUUUCCAGUGGAAUUCAAUAAUUUAAUGGAUUUUGUUUGUCACUCUCAUGUUGUUAUUGUUAGACUCCUGAGUCAAGUAUUUUAUUAGUUAGAUAGAUAGACAGACAUACUUUAUUGAUCCUGAGGGAAAUUGGGUUUUGUUACAGUUGCACCAAUCAAGAAUAGAAUAUAGAUAAAACCAUAAGUAAAUAAUAAUAUGUAAAUUAUGCCAGAUGGAAAUAAGUUCAGGACCAGCCUAUUGGCUCAGGGUGUCUGACCCUCCAAGGGAGGAGUUGUAAAGUUUGAUGGCCACAGGCAGGAAUGACUUCCUAUGACGCUCUGUGUUGCAUCUCGGUGGAAUGAGUCUCCGGCUGAAUGUACUCCUGUGCCCACCCAGUACAUUAUGUAGUGGAUGGGAGACAUUGUCCAAGAUGGCAUGCAACUUGGACAGCAUCCUCUUUUCAGACACCACCGUCGAGUUGAGCAUUGAGGGAAAAAAUGAAGAGGUUAUGACGCAACUUUAUAAAACUCGGAUUAGGCCACGCUUGGAGUGUAGUAUACACUUCUGGUUGCCCCACUAUAGGAAGGAUGUUGAGGCUUUGGAGAGGGUGCAGAAGAGGUUUACCAGGAUGCUGCCCACAUUAGAGGGCAUGUGCUAACACAAGAGGCUGGAUAAACCUGGGUUGUUUUCUCUGGAGCGGUGGAGACCAAGGGGAGAUCUGACAGAGGUUUAUAAGAUUAUGAGAUAGGAUAGAAAGAGUGGACAGAGAAUAUCCGUUUCCCAGGGUUGAAAUGUCAAAUACCAAAGGGCAUGCAUUCAAGGUGAGGGGAUAGGUUCGAGGGGUAUGUGUGGAGUAAGCUUUUUCACUCAGAGUGGUGGAUGCCUGCAAUGCGCUGCCCGGAACGGUGGUAGAGGCAAAGGAAGUUUUUAAGAGACAUUUGGAUAGGCACCUGGAUGUAAGGAAGAUGGAAGAUAUGGAUAUGCUGUAGGUAGGAGGAAUUAGUGUUUGGGUGUUUUGAUUUGCUUUUUAGCUGGUUCGGCAUAACAUUGUGGGCUAAAUGUCUAUUCCUGUGCUGUACUGUUCUAUGUCCUAUUGUUCAUUCAAAAAUAUCAGCCUAGUAAUUAAUCUAACUCUGUACCUUAAACAUAACUGGGCUUUCUGUUUAUGGGUCUUGCAGACUGGAAAUAUUCCAUUUACUUGAAGGAAGCCCAUCAUACACAAUGAUGCCAAAUGGUUUAGCCUACACCCAUUUUAACCAUCAAAUUCACUUGAAUAUUCGAGGUCUGCAAGCAUCAUAAGGCACUCACGUUUUAAGCAGGUUUUAAGCAGAGGAUUAUGGCUUGCUUCAGCAGGUAGUGAAUUGUUCCAGGAACAAUUUGAUUGAAACCUUUCUCAAAAGCUGUUCUUCUCUUUUUAUGGAAAUAUCCUCACCUUCACUGAUCACGUUGAAUGGAAAUACUGGUUAAUACUACGUGUAUACGUUUCAGUUCAAUGCGUGUACUUUUCAUUUCAAUCAGCCACGAACAGACUCAAUGUGCCAAGUGGGCUAAUUCUACCCCUUUGUUUUAUAGUCUUGUCAGUGAGCUCGUGCUGUUCACUCCUCUUAAUUUCCAAUAUUUUGUUUUCUUAAACAGCACUAUAAAUAACACACACAAAACUCAGCAGGUCAGGCAGCAUCUAUAGGAAAGAAUCAGUCUAGAUUUUGGGCUGAGACCGUUUAUCAAGAGUGAGAAGGGGGGAAAAGCUAGAAUGAAAAGGUGGGAAGAGGGGAAGGCAACGAGCUGGAAGGUAAUUGGUGAAUCCAGGUGGGUGGGAAAGGUCAAGGACUGGAGAAGAAAGAAUUUGAUAGGAGAGGAGAGUGGACAAUAGGAGAAAGGGAAGGAGGCGGGCAUCCAGGGGAAAGUAAUAGGCAGGUGAGAAGGUCAGAGUGUGGAAUCGAGGAAAGAGGGGGAAAUUUUGUUCACCGGAAGGCGAAAUCAAAAUUCAUGCCAUCAGGUUGGAGGGUACCCGGACAGAAUAUGAGGUGUUGUUCCUCCACCUUGAGGGUGGCCUCUUCUUGGCGCAAAAGGGUGCCAUAAAUUGACAUCGGAAUGGGAAUGGGAAUGGGAAGUAAAAUGUUUGGCCACUGGGAAGUUCCACUUGUCACGAAUGAUGAGGAGGUGCUUGAUGAAGCAUCCUCCCAAUUUACCUCAGGUCUGACCAAUGUAGAGGAGGCCUCAUCAGGAGCACAACAGAUGACCCCAGCAGACUCACAGGUGAAGUGUUGCCUCACCUGGAAGGACUGUUUGGGCCCUGAAUAGAGGAGAGAAAGGAGAUGUAUAUGGCCAGGUGUGCCAAUUAAAAAUAUGGUAAGUACGUAAAUGAAGUAACUCCCAUUCCCAUUCUGACUGUCCUGGGAGUCCAUGGCCUGUCCUACUGCCAUGAUGAGGCUGCAGUCAGGAUGGAGGAGUAACACCUUGUCUCCCAUCUGGAUAGUCUCCAAUCUGAUGACAUGAACAUUGAUUUCUCGAACUUCCAGUCAUUGCCCUCUCCUUCCCCAUUCCCCAUUUCCCUCUCUCACCUUAUCUCCUUACCUGCCCAUCACCUCCCACUGAUCCUCCUCCCUCUUCCCUUUCUUCCACGGCCUUCUAUCCUUUCCUAUCAAAUUCCUCCUGUAGACCUUUAUCUCUUCCACCAGUCGACCUCCAGCUCUUGAUUUCACCCCUCCCCCUCCCAGUUUCACCUAUCCCCUUGUGCUUCCUGCUCCUCUCUCCCAAUCUUCUAACUCGCACUUCUCAUCUCUUUUGCCAGUCCUGAUGAAGAAUCUCAGCACAAAAUGUUUACACUUUUCCAUAGAUGCUGCCUGGCCUGCUGAGUUCUUCCAGCAUUUUGUGUGUUUUACUUUGAUUUCCAACAUCUGCGGAUUUUCUCUUGGUUUUGUUCUUCCUUUGGUUAAGGUGAUGGGCCUUUGUGUUUUCUGGUAUAAAAAUAAUGGGACGUGCAGAUGGAUUUCAAUUUCAGCAAUAACCAUAUCAAAAUGCAACCAAGAAGUAUUUAUAAUUAGAUAAAGUUGUGCCAAUAUAUAUCAAACUCCCAAAUACUUCCACAUUAGGAACAGAAGUCAAAAUGUGCUCAUAAGAACACGUUAGACUUGGUUACUAAACCUUGCUCAAUUCAGUGGUCCAAACUGUGGAUGAUCUGAUCUUUGGACUUGUGUAGGAGCCAUGUCUGUUCUCUGUCUGCUUCGUAUUCUGUGCUGCAGGGUUUAUUAUGGUAACGAGUCACAUUAGUGGGGGUGUGGUAAAAGUGAAAGUAGUAAAUUAUGUAUUGCUUUAUUUUGUGGCAGCUUGUGGCUUGCGAUUAGCAGAGGUCAAAUCUUUGCUGAUCACUUCAAGAUUGUGUGUUUGCUAAUUGCUAAUAGGGGUUCUGACUCUGGAACAAUCAUUUCAUUGGAGCUGAGGGUGCAUCAUGCAAGUAUAACAAGCCUGUAGUGGUCACAGGCUAAUGGUAUUUAUUUUGUUUUGAUUUUGGAUUAGUUUUAUUUGUAACAAUGGCCUAUAUAAAGAUGUGGAAAAUCAUGGGUAAGGGAAUUUGAGUUAUAUAUGUGGUUUUAAAUCACUUUUGUUCAGGAGUGAUUACUUUUGGAUUUGGCUAUUUUUAAGAAAUUCCCUUGUUUUUACAGAGUCAGAUUGUGUAUAAGUGUUUUCAGCAAGUGACUGGAUUGAAUUUGAGAUUUCUGGAUGAAGUGUGAUUUGUAUUGGAAUCUCUAAUUAUUGAAUAUGUAUAAAUAACUUUGAAUUAUUGUUUUAAUCCCGUACCGUUUAGAGAUUUGGGGUGAAAAUAUGAUUUUGUUUGAAUAUUUCAUUUGAUGUAUUUUUUUUAGCAAUAUCUUAUUUUUCCCCAUAAAACUGACGAGUUCAAACUGAUAAACUAUUCAAUAAAAUGAUGAAUUCCAGUAUUUUCUUGUCUAUAAUUAAUUAUUUUUAAUAAACAAAAGGUUGC